UCAUGUUUGCAAAAUGCAAAUGGCCGACAAACCUAUACAUGGCAUUUUUUGGUUUUAUUUGUUAAAAUAAGUUGUGCUAAAUGUUUAACGCCGACGAAGAAUAAAUAUAUAAUCAUUAAACAGUGAAAGGCAAAAAGUAAAAGGCGCGCAGCAUGUCGCUGCCGCCGUACCUGCUAGGGCCCAACCCCUGGGCCACCAUGAUGGCGCAGCAGCAGCUUGCGGCAGCCCAACAGGCCGCAUUACAAGCUCACGCUGCCGCGGCUGCCGCUGCACCUCCGGUACCGCCAUCGCAGCCCCCAAAACCCCAUCACAUACCAGAAGAAAAGAUAAAGGAAAAAACCCAAAAAUGGCUUCAGCUCCAAUCAAAACGAUUUGCCGAAAAGCGAAAAUUCGGCUUCGUGGAUGCUCAAAAAGAAGACAUGCCUCCUGAGCACAUAAGAAAGAUCAUCCGGGAUCAUGGUGACAUGACUAGUCGUAAAUACCGCCAUGACAAGCGUGUAUACCUAGGCGCGUUAAAAUACAUGCCACACGCAGUCAUGAAGCUUCUAGAAAAUAUGCCCAUGCCUUGGGAACAAAUCAGAGACGUCAAAGUACUGUAUCAUAUCACGGGAGCGAUCACAUUCGUGAAUGAAAUCCCUUGGGUAAUAGAGCCAGUGUAUAUCGCGCAGUGGGGCACCAUGUGGAUCAUGAUGCGGCGAGAGAAGCGUGAUCGUAGACACUUUAAGAGAAUGAGGUUCCCGCCAUUCGAUGAUGAGGAACCACCACUGGAUUAUGCAGAUAACGUGCUUGAUGUGGAACCGUUGGAGCCCAUACAGAUUGAGCUGGAUGCUGAUGAAGAUGCAGCGGUUGCUUCUUGGUUCUAUGAUCACAAACCACUCAUUGGUACGAAACAUGUCAAUGGCUCUACAUACAGACGAUGGAAUCUGACUCUGCCACAGAUGGCAACGCUGUACCGCCUCGCAAACCAACUAUUGACUGACUUGGUCGACGAUAACUACUUCUAUCUAUUCGACUCGAAGAGUUUCUUCACAGCAAAAGCUCUCAACAUGGCGAUACCUGGCGGUCCGAAGUUUGAGCCACUGGUGAAGGACAACUCGGUGGGCGAUGAAGACUGGAAUGAGUUCAAUGAUAUUAACAAGAUUAUCAUUCGUCAACCAAUCAGAACCGAGUACAGGAUCGCGUUCCCAUACUUGUACAACAAUUUGCCACAUUUCGUCCAGUUAUCUUGGUAUCACACACCGAAUGUGGUAUACAUUAAGACUGAAGAUCCUGAUCUCCCGGCGUUCUACUUUGAUCCAUUGAUCAAUCCCAUUUCACAUCGCCACUCCGUGAAGUCUCUGGACCCUAUACCUGAUGAGGAAGAGUUUCUACUGCCAGAGGAUGUGUCUCCAUUCUUACAAGAGACUGCACUGUAUACCGAUAAUACUGCAAAUGGAAUAUCCCUGUUGUGGGCUCCGAGACCAUUUAACAUGCGAUCAGGACGUACGCGGCGAGCGAUAGACGUGCCCUUAGUGAAGACUUGGUACAAAGAACACUGCCCCCCAAGCCAACCUGUCAAGGUGCGAGUCUCGUAUCAAAAGCUGUUGAAAUACUAUGUGCUGAAUGCGCUAAAACACAGACCACCAAAGCCACAAAAGAAGAGAUACCUGUUCCGUUCAUUCAAAUCGACGAAGUUCUUCCAAACAACGACGCUCGACUGGGUGGAAGCCGGUCUGCAGGUUUGCCGACAGGGCUACAACAUGCUCAACCUGCUGAUCCAUCGCAAGAACCUUAACUACCUUCACUUGGACUACAACUUCAAUCUGAAGCCUGUGAAAACACUCACCACUAAAGAGCGAAAGAAGUCGCGUUUCGGAAAUGCAUUCCACUUGUGCCGCGAGAUCCUGCGUCUAACGAAGCUGAUCGUGGACUCUCACGUGCAAUACCGGCUGAACAAUGUGGACUCGUUCCAACUGGCCGACGGGCUGCAGUACAUCUUCGCACACGUUGGCCAGCUGACGGGAAUGUACCGGUACAAAUACAAACUGAUGAGACAGAUCAGGAUGUGCAAGGAUCUGAAGCAUUUGAUCUACUACAGAUUUAAUACGGGCCCAGUAUCAAAAGGCCCAGGUUGUGGUUUCUGGGCACCGGGCUGGCGCGUGUGGUUGUUCUUCAUGCGCGGCAUUACGCCGCUGCUCGAGCGCUGGCUCGGCAACUUACUCUCCCGACAGUUCGAGGGACGACAUUCCAAAGGUGUUGCUAAAACGGUGACAAAACAGCGCGUCGAAUCUCACUUCGACUUGGAGCUGCGCGCGUCGGUGAUGCACGACAUAGUGGACAUGAUGCCUGAGGGUAUCAAGCAGAACAAGGCGAGAACUAUCCUGCAGCACUUGUCAGAGGCGUGGCGGUGUUGGAAGGCGAAUAUUCCUUGGAAGGUGCCCGGCCUGCCCACCCCGAUUGAGAACAUGAUUCUCCGCUACGUGAAGAUGAAGGCUGAUUGGUGGACGAACACUGCGCACUACAACCGCGAGCGAAUCCGCCGCGGCGCCACCGUCGACAAGACCGUCUGUAAGAAGAACCUUGGACGACUGACGAGGCUGUACCUCAAGGCGGAACAGGAGAGACAGCAUAACUAUCUGAAGGAUGGUCCGUACAUCUCGCCUGAAGAAGCCGUCGCGAUAUACACAACGACAGUGCAUUGGCUGGAAUCGCGAAGAUUCGCACCGAUCCCAUUCCCGCCUCUCUCAUACAAACAUGACACUAAACUGCUGAUCUUAGCCCUGGAGAGGCUCAAAGAAGCUUACAGCGUCAAAUCGCGGCUGAACCAAAGUCAGAGAGAAGAGUUGGGGCUUAUCGAGCAGGCUUAUGACAAUCCUCACGAAGCGUUGUCGAGAAUCAAGCGUCAUCUACUAACUCAGAGGACUUUCAGAGAAGUCGGCAUAGAGUUCAUGGACCUCUACUCUCACCUGGUGCCUGUCUACGACGUGGAGCCUCUAGAGAAGAUCACGGACGCGUAUCUGGACCAGUAUCUGUGGUACGAGGCGGACAAGCGGCGCCUGCUGCCGCCAUGGGUGAAGCCCGCCGACACAGAGCCCUCACCGCUGCUCGUAUACAAGUGGUGUCAAGGCAUCAACAACCUGCAAGACGUGUGGGAGGUUGGCGAGGGAGAGUGCAACGUGCUGUUAGAGUCGAGGUUUGAGAAGCUGUAUGAGAAGAUUGAUUUGACGCUGCUUAACAGACUGCUGCGGUUGAUAGUUGACCACAACAUCGCUGACUACAUGACCGCUAAGAACAACGUCGUUAUAAACUACAAGGACAUGAACCACACGAACUCUUACGGGAUCAUUCGAGGUCUACAAUUCGCAUCGUUCAUCGUACAAUACUACGGACUAGUACUGGACCUGCUCGUGUUGGGUCUGCAGCGUGCCAGCGAGAUGGCCGGCCCGCCGCAGCUGCCCAACGACUUCCUGUCCUAUCAGGAUAGACAGACUGAGACCGUGCAUCCCAUCAGGCUCUACUGCCGAUAUAUAGACAGAAUUCACAUAUUCUUCAGGUUCACGGCUGAGGAAGCGCGCGACCUCAUCCAGCGAUAUUUGACCGAGCACCCUGAUCCCAACAAUGAGAACAUUGUGGGUUAUAAUAACAAGAAAUGUUGGCCGAGGGACGCGCGCAUGCGUCUCAUGAAACAUGAUGUCAAUCUCGGUCGCGCAGUAUUCUGGGACAUAAAGAACCGUCUCCCGCGCUCUGUCACCACGAUCCAAUGGGAGAACAGUUUCGUCUCAGUUUACUCGAAGGACAAUCCUAACUUGCUAUUCAACAUGGCUGGCUUUGAAUGCAGAAUUUUGCCAAAGUGUCGCAGCCAGCACGAGGAACUGUCCCAUCGCGACGGCGUGUGGAACCUUCAGAACGAAGUGACGAAGGAGCGCACUGCGCAGUGUUACCUGCGCGUCGACGACGACUCGCUCGCGCGCUUCCACAACCGCGUGCGGCAGAUACUCAUGGCGUCCGGCUCCACUACCUUCACGAAGAUUGUCAAUAAGUGGAACACGGCGCUGAUUGGUCUGAUGACGUAUUUCCGUGAGGCCGUGGUGAACACGCAAGAACUCCUUGACCUCCUCGUGAAGUGCGAGAACAAGAUCCAAACUCGCAUCAAGAUCGGUCUCAACUCCAAAAUGCCCUCGAGGUUCCCGCCGGUGGUGUUCUACACGCCAAAAGAGCUCGGCGGGCUCGGAAUGUUAUCUAUGGGCCACGUUUUGAUUCCACAGUCUGAUCUCCGCUGGUCGAAGCAAACGGACGUGGGCAUCACCCACUUCCGUUCAGGUAUGUCGCACGACGAGGACCAGUUGAUUCCCAAUCUGUACCGGUACAUCCAACCGUGGGAGGCGGAGUUCGUGGACUCGCAGCGCGUAUGGGCCGAGUACGCGCUCAAGAGACAGGAAGCGAACGCGCAGAACAGGCGCUUGACCCUGGAAGACUUGGAAGACUCAUGGGAUAGAGAUCCCCGUAUUAACACGCUGUUCCAGAAAGACAGGCACACGCUCGCGUACGAUAAGGGAUGGCGUAUACGCACUGAAUUCAAACAGUACCAAGUCCUGAAACAGAAUCCCUUCUGGUGGACGCACCAGAGACACGACGGUAAAUUGUGGAACCUAAACAACUACCGCACGGACAUGAUACAGGCGCUCGGCGGAGUGGAGGGCAUCCUCGAACACACUCUGUUCAAGGGCACUUACUUCCCCACUUGGGAGGGUUUGUUCUGGGAGAAGGCGUCAGGUUUUGAAGAGUCGAUGAAGUACAAGAAGCUGACCAACGCGCAGCGCUCCGGUCUCAACCAGAUCCCGAACCGUCGUUUCACGCUGUGGUGGUCGCCCACAAUCAACAGAGCCAACGUGUACGUCGGUUUCCAGGUGCAAUUGGAUUUGACGGGAAUAUUCAUGCACGGCAAGAUCCCGACAUUGAAGAUUUCACUCAUCCAGAUAUUCAGAGCUCACUUGUGGCAGAAGGUGCAUGAGUCUAUUGUCAUGGACUUGUGCCAGGUGUUCGAUCAAGAACUAGACGCACUGGAGAUAGAGACGGUACAGAAGGAGACCAUCCAUCCAAGGAAGUCGUACAAGAUGAACUCAUCAUGCGCGGAUAUUCUACUGUUCUCCGCUUACAAGUGGAAUGUCUCUAGGCCGUCGCUGCUGGCUGAUACCAAAGACACAAUGGACAACACUACAACACAGAAGUACUGGCUGGACAUCCAGCUCCGCUGGGGCGACUACGACUCGCACGACGUGGAGCGGUACGCGCGCGCCAAGUUCCUUGACUACACCACCGACAACAUGUCCAUAUAUCCCUCGCCCACCGGGUUGCUCAUCGCGAUAGAUCUCGCUUACAACUUGCACAGUGCGUAUGGCAACUGGUUCCCGGGAUGCAAGCCUCUCAUCCAGCAGGCCAUGGCCAAGAUCAUGAAGGCCAACCCUGCUUUAUACGUAUUGCGUGAACGCAUCCGUAAAGCACUACAGCUGUACUCCUCGGAACCCACUGAGCCAUACCUCUCCAGCCAGAAUUAUGGAGAACUGUUCUCCAAUCAAAUCAUUUGGUUCGUGGACGACACAAACGUGUACCGCGUGACGAUUCACAAAACAUUCGAGGGCAACUUGACGACAAAGCCAAUCAACGGCGCCAUCUUCAUAUUCAACCCGCGCACUGGACAGUUGUUCCUCAAGAUCAUUCACACGAGCGUGUGGGCCGGACAGAAACGUCUUGGACAGCUCGCCAAAUGGAAAACGGCCGAAGAAGUGGCGGCUUUGAUUCGUUCGUUACCCGUGGAAGAGCAGCCCAAACAGAUCAUUGUCACCAGAAAGGGAAUGUUGGACCCACUCGAGGUGCACUUGCUGGACUUCCCGAACAUUGUGAUCAAGGGUUCGGAACUUCAGCUGCCGUUCCAAGCUUGUCUCAAGGUGGAGAAGUUCGGCGAUCUCAUCCUAAAAGCCACCGAGCCUCAGAUGGUCCUCUUCAAUCUGUAUGACGACUGGCUAAAGACAAUCUCAUCUUACACGGCAUUCAGCAGACUGAUUCUGAUCCUGCGAGCCCUCCACGUAAACACGGAGCGAACUAAAGUGCUCCUGAAACCAGACAAGACUACGCUAACGGAGCCGCAUCACAUCUGGCCGACGUUGUCUGAUGAUGACUGGAUCAAAGUGGAGGUGCAGCUCAAGGAUCUUAUACUUGCUGAUUAUGGCAAGAAGAAUAACGUGAACGUAGCAUCGCUAACACAGUCCGAGAUCCGUGACAUUAUCCUUGGUAUGGAGAUAUCCGCGCCGUCUGCGCAGCGACAACAGAUCGCUGAGAUCGAGAAACAGAGCAAGGAGCAGAGCCAGCUUACGGCGACCACCACGCGCACCGUCAACAAGCAUGGCGACGAGAUCAUCACAUCAACCACUAGCAAUUACGAGUCGCAGACGUUCAGUUCGAAGACAGAAUGGCGUGUGCGUGCCAUCUCGGCGACGAACCUUCACCUACGUACAAACCACAUUUACGUGAGCUCGGAUGACAUCAAAGAAAGCGGCUAUACAUACAUUCUACCCAAGAACUUGCUCAAGAAAUUCGUCACUAUCUCUGAUUUGAGAGCUCAGAUCGCGUGCUACCUGUACGGCGUGUCGCCGAGCGACAACCCGCAGGUGCGUGAGGUGCAGUGCGCGGUGGUGCCGCCGCAGUGGGGCACGCACCAGGCCGUGCAUCUGCCGCGCCAGCUGCCCAAGCAUCCCGCACUCGCUCAUCUACAACCACUCGGCUGGAUGCACACGCAACCCAACGAACUGCCGCAACUAUCGCCGCAAGACAUAACAACACACGCGAAAAUAAUGGCAGAGAAUCCGUCGUGGGACGGCGAGAAGACAAUCAUAAUCACAUGCUCUUUCACGCCAGGGUCAUGUUCCCUUACCGCGUACAAACUGACCCCUAGCGGGUACGAAUGGGGCAUGCGCAACACCGACCGCGGCAACAACCCCAAGGGGUACUUGCCGAGCCACUAUGAGAGGGUGCAGAUGUUAUUAUCAGACAGAUUCUUGGGAUACUUCAUGGUUCCUUCGCAGGGUAGCUGGAAUUAUAACUUUAUGGGCGUCCGUCACGAUCCAAACAUGAAAUACGGCGUACAGCUGGGCAACCCGCGUGAGUUCUACCACGAGGUGCAUCGACCAGCUCACUUCAUGAACUUCGCAGCGAUGGAGGACGCCACCGCGCCCACACUCGCCGCCGAUCGCGAGGACUUGUUUGCGUAAACUUACACAUUUUAAACGUUGGUGUGUAGUGAGAAAUGUGUACAUAAGAAUACAUUUUUAAUUAAUAAAUAUAAUACAAGUAA
Molecule: messenger RNA, 7327 nt
Organism: Manduca sexta (tobacco hornworm)
Lineage: Eukaryota; Metazoa; Arthropoda; Insecta; Lepidoptera; Sphingidae
Gene: Prp8
Product: pre-mRNA-processing-splicing factor 8
Biological process (GO): spliceosomal tri-snRNP complex assembly; mRNA splicing, via spliceosome
Cellular component (GO): U5 snRNP; catalytic step 2 spliceosome
Molecular function (GO): protein binding; U6 snRNA binding; pre-mRNA intronic binding
Source: RefSeq, a predicted model, not a curated record